GAGUUUGGGGUGAAGCAUCCUCGCUGUAGAUGGGACGGGGCGCAGGCGGCGAGAGCCGAGCGUUGGCACGGAGUAUUGGCACCGACUCCUGACCCGGGACAGUCCCUCCGGCCACAGCACGCGGCGCAGCGGCUUCUUGCUGGAGCCCGUGGCCAGUGAGCCUCCGACACCAAUGUAUCCCAGAGCGUUGACAGCGGGACUUUUCCUCCUGGGCUGCUGGCUGCGAGCGGGCGCAGAGGAGAGAGGUUCGCUGCCGAAGUGCAGGAGUUGCCAGGACUGCUCAGCGGACAAUGGCUGCCUGAGCUGCCAGCACCGCCUCUUUCUGCUGAUCAGGAGGGAGGGCAUCCGACAACACGGGGAGUGUAUGCACGUUUGUCCUGUGGGCCAUUACAGUGUGCGCGGCAAAGAUGCCAACCGCUGUCUCAGGUGCAAGGCCGCCAGUUGUGAAGACUGCUUCAGCCGAGAGUUCUGCAUCAGGUGUAGACCCGGCCACUACCUACUGAAGGGGAAGUGCUACACAGCCUGUCCUAAAGGGUCCGCUCCAGAGGCCCGGCUGAUGGAAUGUGUGGAUGGUUGCGAGGUGGGGCCGUGGAGCGAGUGGGGUCCAUGCGUAAGGAACCAGCAGACUUGUGGCUACAAGUGGGGGACUGAGACCAGGACACGACAAGAGCUCUCGGCUUCAAUUAAUCGUUCGGAGCCCUGUGUUGCCCUGACGAUGUCGAGGAGGUGCAGAAUAAAGAGAAGACACUGCCCCGGGGGUAAAAAAACGCGUAGACACAGAGGAAACAAAUGGAGGAAGAGGCAACAGGCCAGUGGAUGGAGGUCAGAGGAGGGUGACGUCUCGUCGUAACGGAGGG
This is a messenger RNA of Amblyraja radiata (thorny skate), 857 nucleotides long. Its product is annotated as R-spondin-2-like. The coding region runs from base 173 to 850 and encodes 225 amino acids. The transcript is spliced from 5 exons. The record is from RefSeq and is a predicted model, not a curated record. NCBI's taxonomy places the organism in Eukaryota, Metazoa, Chordata, Chondrichthyes, Rajiformes, Rajidae.